This is a messenger RNA of Pyricularia grisea, 291 nucleotides long. RefSeq lists its product as uncharacterized. Bases 1 to 291 code for a protein of 96 amino acids. The record is from RefSeq and is a predicted model, not a curated record. Lineage: Eukaryota; Fungi; Ascomycota; Sordariomycetes; Magnaporthales; Pyriculariaceae. The transcript has 2 exons. Gene Ontology annotation, molecular function: structural constituent of ribosome. Gene Ontology annotation, cellular component: mitochondrial large ribosomal subunit.
AUGAAUCGCUUCGUCACAGAGGUCACAACGCAGUUCAACCCCUUCGCCACCAGCGCAAGGGCGGCGCGCCUUUUCCUGGCCUACCUGCCACCGAAUGCACGCGCCUCUGGCAUGAACAUCAAAACCAGCCUGCUGCCAAAGACUUCGACACAGCCGCCCAAACUCCAGGUCAAGUUUAAGGAUGGCACUGAAAUGGAUCUCGAUUGCCAAAAGCUCGGCAUCAAGGGAGUUCUGGAAGAAGUCAACCGCCAUGUACGACAACUCGAAAAGGCAGACUCCCUCUCGAGCUGA